AGCCUUUUUCUCCCGGGAAGUAAACAAGGUCCAUCGAUGGCGGCGCCGUGUCGUCCUCUCGCCGUCUCCCUCCUCCACCUCGUCAUCCUCCUGCCCUCCUCUCCAGUUUCCGAAGGCCUCUAUCUAGGGCAGUGGAGGACGCUCGUCUCCCUCUCCCAUUCACUCCUCAGCCGCGUCUCUAACGCUCGCGCCGCGCGGGGCGAUCUCGCUGGCGCCGAACGCGCUCGUAGGAUUGCUGACAAACUCCGGCUCUUAGGAGGUUCUGGAGGAGGUAUCUGGUCGUUGGGAUGGGACUUCGCCUGGAACUACGCUUGGCGAGGCGUAGGGAUCCCGACGGCUGAGGUCUCCCGCGCCGCUGCACGGCUGAUGGAGGCUCUGGCAGAGGCGAGCAGGAUUGAGUCUGGAGCCGAGAGGGCGAGGUGGGCGCUUCGCAAUUAUCGGGAGCUCGUCGGACUUGCUGACCCUUUGUUCAAAAGCCUACUUCGAACCUUCUCCAGAUCAGGGCCAUUGAGGGAGAUGGUCUUGAUACUGCAGAAGGAGGCUGCGGAGGGGGAGCUUCUGAAGGAUUGUUUGGAAAUUGGUGCUGCAGAUCUCGAAGGCUUACUUCGAAUAGCCAAGGAUCUUCUGUUCUCCUCCUCCUCCAAUUUGAGUGAAGCAGAGCUUUAGAAUCAAGUACAUUCAAGGCGCAGUAAUUUGACUUCUCCCUUCAGUUGUACUUUGAGUACACAAAACAUUUGUGCUAAGAAGUUUUGGCAUUGCAUAGGACUGCAUAGUAUACUGAUGACUAUGAUCAAUUUGCUUAUAAAGUUGGGAAUUUUCAAUA
Molecule: messenger RNA, 823 nt
Organism: Zingiber officinale
Lineage: Eukaryota; Viridiplantae; Streptophyta; Magnoliopsida; Zingiberales; Zingiberaceae
Exons: 2
Coding region: 37-666 (209 amino acids)
Source: RefSeq, a predicted model, not a curated record